UGUAAUUACGUAAACUAGCUAUCCAUUUUUUUUUUCCAGUUUUGGCCCAUAUAUGGAUUUUAUUUAUUUUCCUUAUAUUAAUAUCCUCCUCCUAUAGAACCCUAAUAUCACAAGCAUCGACCGAACUCAUUCAUAAAAGACGGCGUCAUGGAUAUAGACGAUGAAUACGUAGAAGGUGAAGAGUACCUCAUCAUGGAUCAAAGUGAUAUCAUUAAAGAAAUAGACACUGAUGAAGAAGAGCUUGAGGAUGCUGAUGAUGAAGAAGAUGAAGGCGAAGAUUUUGAUGAUGCUGAUGAAGAAGAACAAGAAGGUUCAAUAGAUGAAGCUGAUGACUCGGUAUACACGUUCACUGGCCAUACCGGUGAAGUAUACACUGCUAGCUGCAGCCCGACAGAUGCUAAAUUGGUGGCAACAGGUGGUGGAGACAAUAGAGGAUUCAUAUGGAAGAUUGGUCAAGGUGAUUCUAGUUUAAAGUUAUUAGAAGAUCACACAGAUUCUGUUUCUAGUUUGGCUUUUAGUUCUGAUGGUCAGUUGCUUGCUUCUGGGAGCGUUGAUGGGCAUAUAAGAGUGUGGGACACAACUUCAGAUAGUCUGAAGGGAAAACUUGAAGGUCCUGGAGGGGAAAUAGAGUGGGUCAGGUGGCAUCCGAGAAGGCAUGUGGUGUUGGCCGGUGCAGAGUAUUCUGCUGUAUUGAUGUGGAAUGAUGGCAUCCAAGAUGACAUGUGGCGCUGGUUUCUACUUUCUGGUCAUGGUGGUAGUGUAACCUCUGGUGGUUUCACGCCUGAUGGUAAAUUUAUUUGUACCGGGUCUGAUGAUGCAACCCUGAGGAUAUGGGACGCAGAGUGUGGCCGAUGUAUCCAUGCUGUAAGAUUGUGGCAAGGUGAUUCUACAACGAAAGGACUAAAUUGCCUGACAAUCAGCUUGGAUUCAACUCGCGCUCUCACAGGCUCAGAGGAUGGUUCUGCUCACAUUGUGAAUAUAAUUACUGGAAAGGUUGUCACUUCUCUGAGUGAGCAUACACAGCGGAUAAUAUGUGCCGGUUUUUCAGCAAGCGGUUCUUGGGCUGCAACCGGAGGCAUGGACAAUAAGCUUAUUAUUUGGGACUUACAUACACCAUCACCUCGCUCAACUUGUGAACAUGAGGCCGGAGUGUUAUGCUUGUUGUGGCUGGGGAAAUCUAGUUAUGUGGCAACGGGUUGUGUUGAUGGGAAGGUGCGUAUAUGGGAUAGCCGUUCUGGAGAAUGCGUGAGGACCUUUAGAGGACACACUAGUGCGAUUCAGUCUCUAUCUGCAUCGUCUGAUGGGAAGCACCUCGUUUCUGCCUCUUAUGAUAAAACAGCACGCGUUUUCAGUAUAGCAGAGCUUAACUAAGAACAACCCUAUUCUUUCUGCAGUUUGAACAAGAUCUAAGUCCCAAUUCAUUUGAAUUGUUUUACAUUUUUAUAUUUAAUCUAGUUUUAGACACAAGGGAAAAUCAUUUGACAAAAUGCUUCUACAUCUCAAACUUUGAACAUUAGGCAUCCUUCUCACUUUCAUUAAAUUUCUUGACA
Messenger RNA from Lycium barbarum (goji berry), 1550 nucleotides. RefSeq lists its product as uncharacterized. The record is from RefSeq and is a predicted model, not a curated record. The transcript is spliced from 12 exons. Bases 148 to 1371 code for a protein of 407 amino acids. Lineage: Eukaryota; Viridiplantae; Streptophyta; Magnoliopsida; Solanales; Solanaceae. Gene Ontology annotation, molecular function: protein binding.